ACUGAAACUGAAAGUAUUACUCAAGUUUGUGUAACACAAAGGCAUGGUAGGAGAGGAAGAACAGUGAGAAAGAACAUGGAAGACGAAGAGAUGCUGGCUCUGAGUUAUAAUCUCCAGUGAACUCUUUUAUUCUUUGAUUGCCUCUGUUGUUCUGGAACUAAGACCACUCCAAACAGAAGAAAGAUGCAGCAAUUGGGAGGGGAGGAGUGUCUGGUCCCUCAGCCUCGUGGGAGUUUACCCAAAGCCUGUGCGAUAGGAUUGGCUUCUGUGGUGGUGACGGCCAUCUUGGUUUUGGAGCCUGAGGGCUUCUUCAGACACGUUUCCGCAGCAAUACUCAUCCUGACUGUGGGGCCCUCGCUGCACGGAGUGUUUCUUCUCUCAGAGGAAUGUCUUCAUCAUGCAACUACCAGGUACCGUGGUCGGAGGCUGGGUCAGAUGGUGACAGCCUGUGUGGGUGUAUGUACCCUCCUGUGUGUGGGUUUGGCAGUGCUGCUGUUUGUCUUGACCAAGCCCCAGCCCUGGCGGGACCAGUGGAGCAUGGUUAUCCUGGCCUGUGUCCUCUACCCUCUACUCAAAACCCUGGGAGUACUGGGUCCAUCUGAGGUGGAGGUGUCGGAGAUCUGUGAGACGAGGAAGAUGAACGUGGCUCAUGGCCUGGCUUGGUCUUUCCACCUAGGCUACCUCAACCUGGUUCUGCCUCGGUUGGAGGGUUCUAUCGCAGCGUUCCGUGCUUCACAUAAUGCAGGUCCGUUUGAGACCAGGGGCUCCAGAAAGCUCCUCAUUCUCCUUCCUCUCAACGCAAACAUUACUCACACGCUGGAGGACGAGGACACCAACAUCCAUUUCUAUGACAACCUCCCUGACACAGAGAUCGACAGGGCAGGUGUCAGGGGGCGUGUCUACAAGCACAGUGUCUACACCGUAUUGGACAAGGACAGACAGGCCCAUCACUGUGUUGUGGAGUAUGCCACCCCUCUGCUGACCCUGUAUAAGAUGUCUCAGGAGAGCAGUGCAGGGUUUGGGGAGAAGGACAGGAGAGAGCAGGUGCUGCUAUUCUACAGGACUCUACAGGACAUACUGGACCGCUCACUGGAGUGCAGGAACCGCUACCGACUCAUCCUGCUCAACGAUGAACAUGAGGAUGACCCUCACUACCUGUCCAACUCCAUUCUGAAGAACCUGGAUCAACAGGAGAAAGAAGAGUUCUAUGUUCCCCCUUUCAUCCCUCAGCCUGAGGUGGACCACCCAUCCCAUGCCCUGCCCAUCAUCGACGACUGGCACCGAGCUGAGCCAAUGAGCAGGGUGCCUACGAUCAUGAUCAGUCAUGACAUGCCACGUACACUCAGGGAACCGGUUGAGAAUUCGGAAGACCUUUCUCCAUGAGACAGGUCUAGAGAGAUAAACAAAAUAAAUUGCACUUAUGCACAACAGUAGUUUUGGAAUUGUUAGUUAGAUUACUUGUUGGUUAUCACCGCAUUGUCGGAACUAGAAGCACAAGCAUUUCGCUACACUCGCAUUAACAUCUGCUAACCAUGUGUAUGUGACAAAUAAAAUUUGAUUUGAUUUGAUUUGAACAGCAGCGGCACUACACCAGGCUGCAAGAUAGGAAGCACUCAAAGCCAUCUCAAAGUAGAGCAACAAGGCAUUGCCUUCCCCUUUACACCGCCACUCAUUACUUAACAUACAGUGCAUUUGGAAAGUAUUCGGACGCCAGACUUUUUCCACAUCCUGUUACAUUGGUCUUAUUCUAAAAUUGAUUCAAUUGUUUUUCUUCCUCAAUCUACACACAAUACCCCAUAAUGACAAAGCAUAAACAGGUUUUGUAGAUUUUUUUUUGCAAAUUUAUAAAAUGUAUCAAA
Molecule: messenger RNA, 1859 nt
Organism: Oncorhynchus gorbuscha (pink salmon)
Lineage: Eukaryota; Metazoa; Chordata; Actinopteri; Salmoniformes; Salmonidae
Product: stimulator of interferon genes protein-like
Exons: 7
Coding region: 184-1383 (399 amino acids)
Biological process (GO): reticulophagy; positive regulation of type I interferon production; innate immune response
Cellular component (GO): endoplasmic reticulum membrane; autophagosome
Molecular function (GO): 2',3'-cyclic GMP-AMP binding; cyclic-di-GMP binding
Source: RefSeq, a predicted model, not a curated record